UUCACGAAGCAUAUUCCCUCAUUCAUCUCAAAACCCAUCAUCUCCGUGCUGGGUUCAGAGCAUUGCUACAAGACGAUCGUCGAAGACCUUGACAUCACAAAUACUGAGUGCCUCAAGCUAGUCCUCUCCAAGGGACUUGGAUUAGGUAUUGUCGCCGGUGGAUCAAUUGUCAAAGUCCCGCAGAUCCUAAAGCUCAUCUCGUCUGGCUCAGGCGAAGGGGUCAGCGUAUUGUCGUACUUGCUCGAGACGGCCGCUUUUGUCAUCACGCUUGCGUACAACUUCAGGCAGGGCUUCCCAUUCAGCACCUAUGGCGAGACUUUGUUUAUUGUUGUCCAAAACAUCGCCAUCUUGCUGCUCGUCUUGUCCUUCAAGAAGAAGUACUUGACUGCCAUUGGCAUCUUGCUUGGACUGGGUGGUGCGUAUCAAGCUCUCGUGGGCGCUGAUGCUCUGCCCUUCUCCAAGAUUCAAUUCCUGCAAAGUUUGACGAUUCCUAUUGCGCUUGGCAGCAAGUUGCCUCAAAUCUACAGCAUUCACAAGAACAAGUCGACCGGUCAACUCAGCGCUUUCGCAGUCUUCAACUACUUGCUCGGCAGUCUUGCCCGGAUCUACACGACCGUAACAGAAGUCAAUGAUCCCCUCAUCUUUUGGGGUUUCAUGCUCAGCACUGUAUUGAAUGCUGUCUUGGUCGCACAAAUGAUCAAGUACUGGUCA
Protomyces lactucae-debilis is the source of this 711-nucleotide messenger RNA. RefSeq lists its product as uncharacterized. The annotation marks the transcript as partial. The transcript has a single exon. The record is from RefSeq and is a predicted model, not a curated record. NCBI's taxonomy places the organism in Eukaryota, Fungi, Ascomycota, Taphrinomycetes, Taphrinales, Protomycetaceae.